UUAUUUCCAAUACACAGAUUCACAAUCCAUUGACUUUUUUUAUUUUGUUUAUGUGUAAAUACUUUUCCAGCUCUGUCAAUUAAAAUCUCUUCAUCUUUUCAUUCAGCUUCUGUCCAAACUUACUCCUCAGUUUUUUUUACUGUGAUAUUUAUACCACUAUAAGAGAGAGAGAGAGAUGCGCAAUGUCUUCCCUAGAGGCCUUCUAGGCCUCUAGUCUUCCCUAAUAGUGCAUGGUGUUUCCGAUGGCUAAUGAUGUUGAUAUUCGUUCUUUUCGCAUCGAAUUUGGUAUUAUCCAUUAAUAAAGCAUAGUAUUUAUAAUGUGCUAAUUUGAUAAAAUUUGCUACGAGUCUGAUGGAGAUAUUAAUAACUAAUACUAAUUGGACGAAACGAAAGGCGAUGCGCGCGAGAUACGAGUCCGUGGUCCGUGCGCCGAUCAGCUGACCGGAGGUUUUUUUAUUCGAAUGUUCGAAUGACAGUUCGCAUUAUUUUUUCGAAGCGAUAUACGAUUCUCCCGUAAAGACUGGUGCCCGUUGACAAUAUUAUUCGCGGAGGCCAGGCCGCCUCGAUUGCCGUACGAGAAUGACACAGGAAUUGUCCGGUGUAACCAUAGUGAUAUUUAUAGCGGCGGGCGUUUUGACGAUAUUGUUACUAUUCAUCUUCGCGAAACGGCAGAUCAUGAGGUUCGCUUUGAGAUCUCGUCGGGGCCCUCACAUUCCCAUAGGACACGACGCGAAAAAAUCCUUGAAGAAGGAAAUAGAGAGGAGAAUAGAAGUGAUACCUAGGAUACAAUACGAGCCGCAGCUUAUCAGCGACCCUAGAUACAUUUUGACUCCAGGUGGACAAGCCCCACCUCAUUAUUAUAGAUUAAAGGCGGUUGAUGAUGUUAAAACCUUGGAGACGGAGAUCACGAGGUACGACAACUGUCUGAAGAGACAUCCUUCGGAGAAUCUGAGGGCAUAUUUGCUCACCACGCUCGCUACUCCAUUAAAUGGAAGUGGCCAGCGUUUAAUUCAUCAAUUCUGUGAUUUGUACGAACACGCGAGACACGACCCUACCGAAUUCGGCGAUGAGGAGUAUCAAGUGUACACUCGCCUGUUCCUGAAGUUGAUGGACGCGGCACGUUUAUUGAAAUCAUAUCCGAGCAGCAGGAAGUCCAGCCCUAGUCGCACGCCGAUCAAGAAGAGCGUGGAGACAAAGAGAAAUAUUCUGGAACCCAGGAUGCGUCCGCCCGAGGAGCAAAUUCUAACUGGUUCGAGACCCAACACUCUAACGGUAAUGACAUUAGACAAUAGCGAGACGUCCGUGUAGCAUUAUGAGUGCCGUCA
Molecule: messenger RNA, 1325 nt
Organism: Temnothorax curvispinosus
Lineage: Eukaryota; Metazoa; Arthropoda; Insecta; Hymenoptera; Formicidae
Exons: 4
Coding region: 580-1308 (242 amino acids)
Source: RefSeq, a predicted model, not a curated record